UCAUCUGCCAGAACAGACGCGGAGCGAAAGGAAGAAAAUUCAGACGAGGGACGAACUUGGGGGUGGAGCAAUGCAUCCUUCAAUGGCGACGGUGGCAGAAGCACCGGACGAGAAGCCGAAUUCGCUGCACAAUAAAUCAGAAACCCUGGAGGCCGCCGCUCCUUGGAUCGACUACGCGGCCCAGCAAGCCCGCCUUCUCCAGGAGGACGUCCAACGAACUGUCGACUCCUUCGCUGAGGCUUCCAAAUCCCGCCUCUCCCAGAUCAUCUCCACCUCUUCGGCUCAUUUCGCCCAGAGUCUCGAUUUGCUUGGAGAUGUCAAGGCUAAAUAUGCUGCUCACGAGGACAUUGUCUUUGGCAAGAUCAAAGAGGGUGUUGAUGUUGCAGCUUCACAUCCAAUGGCGACUGUGGGAACGAUGGCUGGGUUAGGACUCGUUCUACUAAAAAAGCCUAGGAGCUUCCUGUACUACAAAACUAUACGCCUUAUUAUGAGUGAAGAGGCAAUGCUUUCCAGAGCUGAGUCAAAAGUUAAGGAGCUCCGGCAAUCAAUUGAUCUCCUUAAGGCCGAAUCUCAGAAGUUGGAAAAGAGAGCGCAAAUGGCAGAAGAGGAAAUGAUACGAGGGAGGACUAAACUACGACAAGCCGGAAAGCAGAUCCAAAGUGUGAUUGGUUCAGCGCAUAAGAUAGAAAGACAAGCAGAGGGUCUUAAAGACAUUCUCAGAGAACUUCCUCGAAGAGAAGCUUCUCGAUUCAGAUCCCAGGUCUCUAAACUGGAAUCUGAGGCUAAGCGGGAGAGGAAUUCUCUGAAAAAGGAAGUCUCGAAGAUCAGUGAUUACGGGAUAUCUGUAUGAAUUAUUAAACGUGAUUUUCUUACGCAUUACAAGAUUGAGAUCAAGGAUAUAUCGAGGCCACAUUUUAGAGUUCCAUUGCCGCUUGCCAUGCCUUGCCGUCAUACCGAUGUUUUUUGUAGGCCAAAAUAAUGUUGCCACCGGCACCAUUAUCACAUUGACUUAAAACACGAAGCAAAGGCUUCCUUACUUUGAACACAUUCCCAUUUGAGGAAAUUGUUUGUAAGCUAAAAGUUUUGGUCAUGUGAUGAUUGGUCUGUUUCUUUCUCUCCUUUA
Messenger RNA from Punica granatum (pomegranate), 1123 nucleotides. The record is from RefSeq and is a predicted model, not a curated record. NCBI's taxonomy places the organism in Eukaryota, Viridiplantae, Streptophyta, Magnoliopsida, Myrtales, Lythraceae.